Messenger RNA from Symbiodinium necroappetens, 861 nucleotides. The record is from the annotation of a GenBank genome assembly. NCBI's taxonomy places the organism in Eukaryota, Dinophyceae, Suessiales, Symbiodiniaceae.
AUGCGCCUCGUCGAGGCGAUGGACGCAUCGCCGAUUGGCAACUGGAUGGACGCCGAGGCAGUCCUGGAGCUACAGGCCAUGAAGGAGGAGACCUUGGCGCGGAUCGAGGAGGAUGGCCUGGAGGCUGAACCGGUUGCACCCGUCUCAUCGAGUCUGGGCGAGGACUUCACGGCUCGGGGCUUGCUGGUCACGCCCAAGAGCGAGGAAGAGCUGAGGCGGUGGCUCUCCGGCCAGCGACUGGGUGGGCAAGAAGCCGGUGACUUCCCCUUCGAGAACAGGAGACUGCGAAAGGCACCGCCCAAGCUGCCCAACACCGGCUUUCCCUACACGAAGGAGGAAGCCGAGAGGGCUCAAGAAGAGAACAUGAUCGCGUACCACGAGCAUCAGUACGAAAUUGACCAGCGCGGUCUUGAUGUGAUGCUGGGAUUGCCCUUGCAGACUCCGGAGGGUGAGCUUGGAGUGGCCUUCCCACCUGAGAACCUGCCAAAGGUGCAGGUCGGUGUGAUGGAAGACGAGAACGAGGUCGUCAUCGGCUUCAUUGGUUGGUACGGGCACGUCUCGCGCAUGCUCGUGUUUCACUGGUGCAAUUCUCCAUUGAAAGACAAGUGGGAGGAGAUAAAUGCUGUCUACGAUGCUGCGGAAGCCAUCGAGGGAUGGAUGCCGCUCUCCCUGGCCAUGUCCGUGGUCUCCACCCGCCACUUCGAAGUGAUGGCGCGGGAGCCUUCGGAGCCGUGGUCGGUGGCUGCAACCGGCAAGUCUCCACCGCUGGGUGGUCCUGUGUGGCGAGCGAUUGCCACUGCGCGACAGGUGAUCGAGGCGUAUCGGCUGCCGAAGCCUCUUGUUCGACUUCCCUGCAACUGA